This is a messenger RNA of Homalodisca vitripennis (glassy-winged sharpshooter), 5002 nucleotides long. RefSeq names its product leucine--tRNA ligase, cytoplasmic (gene LeuRS). Gene Ontology annotation, biological process: leucyl-tRNA aminoacylation. Lineage: Eukaryota; Metazoa; Arthropoda; Insecta; Hemiptera; Cicadellidae. Gene Ontology annotation, molecular function: ATP binding; leucine-tRNA ligase activity; aminoacyl-tRNA deacylase activity. The transcript is spliced from 22 exons. The record is from RefSeq and is a predicted model, not a curated record. Bases 142 to 3708 code for a protein of 1188 amino acids.
GCAGUUCGUCAAUUAAUAGUUAUUUUUAUUGAGGUUAGGUUUGUCAUCAGGAAACUCAACAAUUUUUGUGGAUUUUUCAAAGUACACGUGGAUUUGUAAUGCAAUCCGUUUUUUAGCUGGUCUUAACUACAGGAUUUUAAAAUGACUGCAAAUUUGGACCGCAAAGGAACAUUUAAGGUUGAAUAUCUACAAAAGAUAGAACAGGAUGUUCAAGAACGAUGGGAACGGGAAAAGAUUUAUGAAGAAGAUGCUCCUGCAGAACCUAGAAAGACUGUGGAUGAAAAAUUUUUCACGACAUUUCCAUUCCCCUACAUGAAUGGCAGGCUUCAUCUGGGGCAUACAUUUUCUUUGUCCAAGUGUGAGUUUGCAGUUCGUUACCAACGUCUCAAAGGUAAACGGGUACUAUUUCCAUUUGGGUUUCACUGCACGGGAAUGCCCAUCAAGGCCUGUGCCGACAAGCUGACUCGUGAAAUGGAAACUUAUGGCUUCCCUCCAAAGUUUCCAUCAGAUGAGCCUCAGACACCCACAGAGACAGUAAAUGAGUUGGUUAUCAAAGAUAAGAGCAAAGGAAAGAAGAGCAAAGCUGUUGCAAAGGCUGGUUCAGCCAAGUAUCAGUGGCAGAUUAUGCAGAGUUUAGGGUUGGCUGAUGAUGAAAUAAAAUUGUUUGCUAAUUCCUUACAUUGGCUUGAUCAUUUUCCUCCUCUGGCUGUCAAAGACUUACUCAGCAUUGGAAUUCAUGUUGAUUGGAGGCGGACUUUUAUUACAACGGACGCCAACCCAUUCUUCGACAGUUUUGUUCGGUGGCAGUUCUUAAGACUACGGGAUAAAUCGAAGAUAAAAUAUGGAAAGCGCUACACUGUGUUCUCGCCCAGAGACAAUCAGCCUUGCAUGGAUCACGACCGAGCCUCUGGAGAGGGUGUGGGACCACAAGAGUACACUCUUAUCAAGAUGAAACUGCUCGAGCCUUACCCGGAAAAACUCAAGUCACUUACAGGACAGCCGGUGUUCCUGGUUGCUGCCACUCUCCGGCCAGAGACCAUGUAUGGCCAGACCAACUGUUGGCUACACCCGGACAUCCGCUAUGCCGUAUUUCUCACUGUAGACAAGGAAGUGUUUGUAUGUACUGAGCGUUCAGCACGCAACAUGGCUUAUCAGGGCUUCACGCCAGAUGACGGUGUGCUUGAAGUCAUGUUCUACAUAACUGGCCAGGAAAUCAUGGGCUGUGGACUCCAAGCACCCAAUUCCCCACAUCCAAUCAUCUAUACACUACCGAUGUUAUCUAUCAGGGAAGAUAAAGGGACAGGGGUGGUAACUAGUGUCCCCUCGGACUCUCCCGAUGACUAUGCUGCUCUAAUGGACCUCAAGAAAAAACCACCGUUCCGUCAGAAAUAUGGUAUUACAGAUGAAAUGGUUCUGCCUUACGGCCCAAUUCCUAUCAUUGAUGUCCCAGAUUUUGGAACUCUCAGUGCGGUAACAGUGUAUGAUAAAUUGAAGAUCCAGAGCCAAAACGACAAAGAAAAAUUACAGGAAGCAAAAGAGCUUGUCUAUCUAAAGAGCUUCUAUGAUGGGGUGUUACGAGCAGGGAAAUAUAGUGGAAAGAAAGUACAAGAUGCCAAAAAAACUAUUCAAAAAGAGCUUAUAGACAGCAAUGAAGCUUUGAUCUACUAUGAACCGGAGAAACAGAUUAUUUCCAGGUCGGGAGAUGAGUGUGUGGUGGCUCUAUGUAACCAGUGGUAUCUGGACUAUGGAGAGUCUACAUGGAAGGCUAAGGCUGAACAGUGUCUGGAGAACAUGAACACUUAUCAUGAAGAGGUGCGUAAGAACUUCCGAGCCUGUCUCAACUGGCUCCAUGAGUACGCUUGUUCCCGAACUUAUGGACUGGGUACUAAAUUACCUUGGGAUGAACAGUGGCUAAUAGAAUCUCUGUCUGACUCUACCAUAUACAAUGCAUACUAUACCGUAGCACAUCUACUGCAAGGAGGCACCUUCAAAGGCGAAAAUGGCAACAAAUUGAACAUCAAGGCUGAAGAGCUGACUCCAGAAGUGUGGGACUACAUAUUUCUUGCAGAUGCUUCAUUUCCCAAAAAAACUAAAAUCAAGCGUGAAAGUCUCGAUCUUAUGAGGAGAGAGUUUCAGUACUGGUACCCUGUGGAUCUGCGGUGUUCUGGCAAAGAUCUAAUACAGAACCACCUGACAUUUUUCAUCUACGUCCACUGUGCCAUAUGGGAAAAUCAGGAGGAUAUGUGGCCUCGAGGCAUCAGAGCCAACGGCCAUCUACUGCUCAACUCUGCCAAGAUGUCAAAGUCAGAAGGAAAUUUCCUUACCCUUACUGAUGCUGUGAAGAAAUUCAGUGCAGAUGGUAUGAGGUUGUGUUUAGCAGAUUCUGGUGAUUCGGUAGAAGAUGCAAACUUUGUUGAAAGCAUGGCUGACGCAGGUAUUCUGAGGCUAUACACAUUUAUAGAAUGGGUAAAGGAAGUAAUGAAUACUGAGAAUACUUACCGUAAUGGACAAGCCACAUCAUUCAAUGACCUGGUUUUCCAGAGUGAAAUGAAUCUGAAGUUGCGAGAGACUGAUGACAACUACACCAAGAUGUUGUUCAAGGAGGCACUACGUACGGGUUUCUUUGAGAUGCAAGCCGUUAGAGACAAAUACCGAGAGCUGUCUCAGGUCAGCGGUGGCAUGCAUCGUCAGCUUGUUUUGAGGUUCAUUGAACUCCAAGCUCUGAUGCUGUCUCCCAUCUGUCCCCAUGUGGCUGAACAUGUUUACUCGCUCAUUGGAAAGACAGAGAGUAUAGUGCGAGCCACCUGGCCGAUCCCAGGACCAGUGGAUGAGGCUCUGGUCCGCUCCUCGGCUUACGUCAUGGAGGCAGCUCAUUCGUUCCGGCUGCAGUUCAAAAACCAUCUAUCGGCUGGUAAGAAGGGCAAGAAGCAGUCUUCAGCUGACCAGACUAGUGAAAAACCCACACAUGCCACUAUCUGGGUAGCUAAGACCUACCCACCGUGGCAAUCCACUGUGCUCACGACCAUGAAGGAAAUGCACACGGCUAACAAAGGCAGUUUUCCGGACAACAAGGAGCUGUCUGUCACACUGUCCGCUAAGCCAGAGCUCAAAAAGUAUAUGAAGCGAGUGAUGCCGUUUGUCCAAGCCAUGAGAGAGAAAGUGGCCAAUUCUGGUAUUAAAGCUCUCAACCUCACUCUUGACUUUGAUGAGGUUGAGACAUUGACUACCAACAAAGCCUAUUUGGAGAAUACCCUUGAUUUGGAAGAGUUGAACAUUGAGCUGUCGACGAGUAGUGGAGCACCAGACAACGUGCGAGAGGACUGCUGUCCUGGGGCUCCAUUCAUUACAUUCCACGCUCCUGCGCCCAGCUUGAUCCUGGCUUUAGUGAACCCCCAGCCUCUCAGUGGCCACUUGACUCAAUGGCUGCCUGUGCGGAAUGGAGACACAGUUGCCAAGUUGGCAAAUGCUCUUGCACGGACAGACAAGACCAUCAAAGAUGUAAAUAUGGUUCAGUUUUGGAGGUGGGAAGAUCCUGAGUUGGGACCCAGGAAGAUUCCGAAUUGCAGUAUGCCUUUGGAGGGUCGAGUACUUCUUUCAAAAAGUGACACAUUAGAAGUAAACUUUAAUGAUAAAAUCAUAUUCGUCCAAAAUAAUGGUAAAUCCAUUAAAUUAGGUGAGUCUGUUACAUACAUGGUUGGAGAUAGUUGAUCAGUAACUUUGUUUGGCUACAUAUUUAUUUCAAAUCAAAAUUUCUUUGUUUUUUUUUUUUAAAUCAGCAGGUUUCAUCAAGAUGUUAAACAGGCAGCACUUGUACAAAAUUAUAUAUUUUGUUACAUGUAAAAUUAAAUAUUCAAUCUAAGUUUCAUAUUGAACUAAAUCAAUUAACUCAAAGGAUUUUAUUUAAUUUGUAAAAACAUACCAUAUGAGGUAGUAUUUUUUAUAUUGUUUGAAAUAAAUUUUUAAUAUUAUUCAAUUUAUAAUUGAGCAUGUCCAAAGUUUCUGCUUUUAAUUUAAACUUGGUGAAACAUUGCGUAUAUUUUAAUUUUCAUUAAGCCUUUAGGCAAUGUGAAACAGGGUGUAUUUGUAUUUUUUUAGGUUAAUGUUUUUGUUUAGUUGUACUUACUUUAAUAUUAAGUAAUGUAUGAUUUUCUGUUUUGUUGGUUUUACAAAGGUGCAUUAAAUAUUCAUUAGUAUUUCUGAUUUUCAUCAGAAAUAUCUCUUUUGAUUGUGUUUACAUUGAUUAUGUCAGGUACAGAACAAAAAUACAGAAGUAAUCAUCAGGCUUUUAAACAUCAUGCGGUUUGAAUCAGUAAAAUUAUAUAUUUGUAAUGUGGAGAUAUUAUCAAAAAAAGUCUGUUGUGGUGUAUUUUUAUUUAAAGUACAUUUUCUUCUAUUUUGAGGUUAUGAAAUUAUUUAUAUCUAAUAUUGUAUCGUGUAUUCUUAUCAAAGUAUAUUUUCUUCUAUCUGAGGUAAUGAGCCAUCAAAACAACAAUCUGUGAUUAUUUUGGUCUGUACAUCGACAAUAGCUUCUUUUUUUUUUAAUUUGCCUGAUGAGUUUACAUAUCAGACAGAUAUCAGGAGGAUCACCAGUUCUCAGUUUGAACAUUAUUGGUAAAAAUAAAAAGUGUUACAACCACAAAAUGGAUUUUAAGGUAAAACAUUUUCGCUAAAAGGCAACUAUUUCAAAUAGUUUAAAACCACAUGAACUUUAGCUCCAUAAAUUACCCAACAUCAUAAAAAAAUAAAUUUUUAAAAUGGGAGAUUUUGUAGGUUGUAACUAGUUUUAAUUUUAUUAAGACAUUGAUACUUUCUACUCAAAAUAAGUAUUCAUUAUUUGUUAGAAACUGUUUUGUGUUCUUUUAUAAUUGUUAAUUUAUUUAUUUAUUAUAGAUGCAUAAAUGAACUCUGUCUUUCUGUUCACUUUCUUUGCAAUGAACUGUUUUAUUAGUUGACAAAAGGUAUAAAUUAUUUGUAAAGUCUAAUAAAAUAAAAUGUGCUUGUA